Molecule: messenger RNA, 1923 nt
Organism: Bufo bufo (common toad)
Lineage: Eukaryota; Metazoa; Chordata; Amphibia; Anura; Bufonidae
Product: gastrula zinc finger protein XlCGF26.1-like
Exons: 4
Coding region: 45-1850 (601 amino acids)
Biological process (GO): regulation of DNA-templated transcription
Source: RefSeq, a predicted model, not a curated record
UCUUCUCAUAAAGGCAUCUGCAGUACUAGAAGCUUCCAGUUCUAAUGGAGCCACAAAGGAUGGACAGGAAGGAGAUCAGCAGAAGAAUAUUAAACUUCACCUUGGAGAUCAUCUCCCUGCUGAGCGGAGAGGAUUACACCAUCGUGAGGAAGACAUCGGGGAUAACUCCCAUCAUCCAUGAGUCAGGAAGCUGGAGCAGGAACCCCAUCACAGAGAGUCCUCCUCACCCUCUGCCACAUAAGCAGAAGAUCCUAGACCUCACCCACAAGAUCACUGAGCUGCUGACUGGAGAGGUUCCUGUAAGGUGUCAGGAUGUCGCUGUCUAUUUCACCUUGGAGGAGUGGGAGUAUAUAGAAGGACAUGAGGACCUGUACGUGGACGCCAUGAGGGAGGACCACCGGCCCCUCACAUCACAGGAAAAUCCCAGGAAGAACGCUGAGGGAAUAGAAGAUAACACCACAAUGCAGGUCUCUUCAGAAGAAAAGCUCUAUCCUGGACCUCACAGUGCAGAUCUAUUAUAUAAUCCCCCUUAUCUUGAGGAACCUUCAGACCAGUCCCAUAUUGUUACCACAAGUGCAGGGCAGAUCGGGGGUAACAGAUAUCAAUGUAGUGACUGUGGGAAACAGUUUACCACGAGCAUUAGUCUGUAUACUCACAGAAGAAUUCACACAGGAGAGAAGCUGUAUGCAUUUUCAGGAUUUGGGAAAUGUUUUACAGAUAAAUCGGAUCUUGUUGGACAUGAGAGAAGUCACACCAUAAAGACACCAUAUCAAUGUUCACAGUGCACAAAAUCUUUUACAUCAAAACCACUUCUCGUUAUCCAUGAGAGAAGUCACAUAGGGGAGAAGCUAUAUCCAUGUUCAGAAUGUGAGAAAUGUUUUAUUACUAAAGCCAUAACCAAGGAUUAUGAUCAACUUCACACAGAGAAGCCGUAUGCCUGUUCAGGGUGUGGGAAAAGUUUUACGCAUAAUUCAAGUAUUACCCAACAUAAGAGAAUUCACAAAGGAGAAAAGCCAUAUUCGUGUUCGCUAUGUGGGAAAUAUUUUAAAAGUAAAUCAAGUCUUGUUAAACAUGACAGAAGUCACAAUGGAACGAAGACCUUUCCAUGUCCACAAUGUGGGAAACGCUUCACAUCAAAAUCCUAUCUUGUUACACAUCAAAGAAUUCACACAGGAGAGAAACCAUUUUCAUGUUCUGAGUGUGGGAAAUGUUUUAUGACUAAAUCAAAUCUUAUUAAACAUGAGAGAAGUCACACAGGGGAGAAGCCAUUUUCAUGUUCAGAAUGUGGGAGAAGUUUUAUUACUAAAGCCAAACUAGGGUAUCAUCAGAGGGUUCACACAGGAGAGAAGCCGUAUUCAUGUUCUGAAUGUGGGAAAUGCUUUGCCGAUCAAUCAAGCUUUAAUAGACAUGAGAGAAGUCACACAGGAGAGAAGCCAUUUUCAUGUUCAGAAUGUGGCAAAAAUUUUACUACUAAAGACAAACUUUGGUAUCAUCAGAGAAUUCACACAGGGGAGAAGCCAUAUUCAUGUUCCAAAUGUGGGAAAUGCUUUGCCGAUCGAUCAGGUUUUAAUAAGCAUCAGGGAAUUCACACAGGAAAGAAGCCAUAUUCAUGUUCUGCAUGUGGGAAAUGUUUUAUUACUAAGGCCAAACUUACGGGUCAUAAAAGAACUCACACAGGAGAGAAGCCAUUUUCGUGUUCACUGUGUGAGAAAUGCUUUACAGAUAAAUCAAAUCUUCUUAAACACGAGAGAAGACACAGAAGAGAGAAACUGUUUUCAUGUUCCGGAUGUGGGAAAACGUUUACAGAUAAAUCAAGGCUUGUUAUACAUGAGCGAAGCUGUAGUCAUUAGGGAUGAGCGAAUUUCAUAUUUUGAAAUUCGUUUUCGAUUCAGGUUGUGGUAUUUAUUGAAUUACGUUAUGGAU